AUGUCUAUUAUUUUCAAAAGGGCCUUUACGUCAGGUCGAGUGUCACUGCACGAAAACCCUUUGGGGUUACCUCGUCAUAAGCCAGCACCAACUAUUCCUCGAGCACAAAGAGGUUUACCAAAGAAAAUGCCUAUACACAACGUUAAAAAUGUUAUUGUUGUAGCUUCUGGAAAAGGCGGCGUUGGCAAAUCUACAACAGCUGUAAACAUAGCAUUAGCAGCCGCAGCCUUUAGACAGAAAGUAGGCAUUUUGGAUGCUGAUAUAUUUGGACCAUCCAUACCAAAGUUGAUGAAUCUUAAAGGAGAGCCUGAUCUUACAGAAAAGGGUGAUCGCUUGGUCCCUUUGACCAAUUACGGUGUCAAAUGUAUGUCCAUGGGAUUCCUUGUAGGAGAAGAUGCUCCCGUUGUUUGGAGAGGUUUAAUGGUGAUGAAAGCACUUCAACAAUUGCUACAUCAAGUUGAGUGGGGUCCGCUUGACUUACUAGUCAUUGAUAUGCCACCAGGAACUGGUGAUGUUCAACUUACAAUCAGUCAGCAAGUGGUAGUCAAUGGUGCUGUCAUUGUUUCAACACCUCAAGACAUAGCCUUAGUUGAUGCGAUCAAAGGUGUCAACAUGUUUAAGAAAGUUGAUGUUCCUAUUCUCGGUAUGGUGCAGAACAUGUCUCUUUUCAUCUGCCCUAACUGUCAACACGAAUCACAUAUAUUUGGUAAUGACGGUGCGGCACGUAUGGCGAAGGAUUUUAGUGUCCCUUUGUUAGGUGAGGUUCCUCUUCACACAGACAUUUGUACGUUAUCUGAUGCUGGCAAACCAAUAGUCAUUUCUCAACCUGAAAGUUCUUAUGCAAAUUACUAUCGUUCGAUUACUCAGAAUAUCUUGAGUAGCUUAUCGAACAAUAAACAUUAA
This is a messenger RNA of Mycotypha africana, 903 nucleotides long. Its product is annotated as P-loop containing nucleoside triphosphate hydrolase protein. Gene Ontology annotation, molecular function: 4 iron, 4 sulfur cluster binding; ATP binding; ATP-dependent FeS chaperone activity. The coding region runs from base 1 to 903 and encodes 300 amino acids. Gene Ontology annotation, biological process: iron-sulfur cluster assembly; mitochondrial respiratory chain complex I assembly. Gene Ontology annotation, cellular component: mitochondrion. The transcript is spliced from 6 exons. The record is from RefSeq and is a predicted model, not a curated record. Lineage: Eukaryota; Fungi; Mucoromycota; Mucoromycetes; Mucorales; Mycotyphaceae.